Messenger RNA from Gigantopelta aegis, 1677 nucleotides. RefSeq lists its product as uncharacterized. The record is from RefSeq and is a predicted model, not a curated record. The coding region runs from base 88 to 1650 and encodes 520 amino acids. Lineage: Eukaryota; Metazoa; Mollusca; Gastropoda; Neomphalida; Peltospiridae. The transcript is spliced from 10 exons.
GCGAAGACUACAGCUGCCACGUGAUUUCAAGGGUAUAAAAGAGGUAAUAUAAGAAAGUGGCAGAAUAAUACUCCGCAUUUUGUCAACAUGAUGCUGUUUUUUCUUUUGUGCAUUUUUGGAGGUCCGGCCGUUUUGGGAUAUUCGCCCUAUGGCCGAAGCUACAAAGGGAGAACACUGAACAAUGUCCUUCGACAACUGAAAGAUAUUUCCGUUCAACCCGAUGUGACUAAGCACCCCGAUGUCGUCAACGGCAAACCUGACGAACUACCCGACGAUGGCGGCGAAGAGCGCCCCGACGAUGGCGGCGAAGAGCGCCCCGACGAUGGCGGCGAAGAGCGCCCCGACGAUGGCGGCGACCACAAGCACGACGGCGGCGGCGACGACCACAAGCACGACGGCGGCGGCGACGACCACAAGCACGACGGCGGCGGCGACGACCACAAGCACGACGGCGGCGGCGACGACCACAAGCACGACGGCGGCGGCGACGACCACAAGCACGACGGCGGCGACGAUUGCAUGAAUUUCAAAUCCAUCGUCUUGAACCAUUUAGUUGGCUUCCCACACGUAGACCAAAUGUCUGCCAAUGUACAGGUCCAACUCAUAGCAUUCCUACCGGUCUUAAUGAAGGCAUUCUCUAUAUUCGAAAUAACGAAUGACGCAGAAACGGCGGCCAAACAGAUGGUGGUAGGCCUUGUCGACAAGACCAUGAGCUUGACGGAAAAUUGUCCAACCACAAUGUUUAACAGAAUAAUUCUGUAUGCUGUUGGAAAGUCCUUCCACAGUGUUGUACUUCAAGUCAACAAGACGUUGGACGCCAUCAAGGCUUUGUUGUGGAAUGCCGAAAAGGUUUCACCCGACGAUGUAAUGUACUAUGCAAGGAAAAUGUUCGGCAAAGUGACAAACGCCUUAAUCGACGAUGUUUUAUCGAGGCUGUCUGAAAAAUCCCAUACGUACAUCAAAACGAUCUACCCCACGAUUGUGGAGCUGCUUAACGAGGGUAAACUAAUGGAACACAUCAUCACAUUUCUGAGACAAAAGAGUGAAGCUGCUGGCCUGGAAAUGAAAUGUGCCAAACCGGCAGUCGUCAGGGAACUCUAUAGACACGCUUUGCACGACGUGGAAGAAAGGUUUGGAGGUGACGAUUUCGGAGACAUUGUGUCUGUGCUGCCAUUAUCGCAUUUUGAACCACACGUCAGUGAACAGUUGGUGAAGAUGGUGACGGUGGUUCUGUCGCACGGGGUUCAUAUGGCCAAAGAGAUUUUGUCGGGACUGCGAUCAGAACGCCUGGGUCUGGUCAAGAAGGAUCACAGAUUACUAGAUGAUGCACAGCUGGCGGCGCUGAAACUAGUUACGGCGGAAAUGGGCUGGACAGACGAUGGAGGUGACGAAGUGGUGUAUCUGCCUGCCCACGAACUAGUGAGUUUAGUGGUCAAAGAAGAAGUGAAGGAUUUCGAAACGCUGGAAGAUUUGUUUCAGAACUUGGAGGAUAUAGCCAAAAUUAAAAAUGGUAAUAAUAUCGAUCGCCCCGAUCCUCACGUUCAGCUGUCUGAAAACCUCAACAUGAUGCUGAAACGAAAAUGUUAUACCUACACGAAGUACCUGAUCCCGUAUGGAAAUGAAAUCCCAGCUUGUAGUCGCAUUGAUUAAUCCGUUAAUAAAACCUCUUGCUAGUCA